CUUAUUUAUUCUCAUUUCCCCACUGUUGGCAUGGCAACCCAGGCGUACGUUACGGAGCUACCGGCAGCCCCGCAAGCAUCCCAGCCACCGCAGGCCCCACCCCAGCCCCAGCCACCACCUCCACCCCCAGCGGCGCCCCAGCCCCCCCAGACACCCACCGCCUCGGCCACCCCCCAGCCCCAGUAUGUCACCGAGCUGCAAAGCCCCCAGCCCCAGGCACAGCCACCAGGCAGCCAGAAGCAGUACGUGACGGAGCUCCCGGCUGCCCCCACGCCCUCGCAGCAGGCUGGCGCGCCCACCCCGGCCCCCGCGUCCCAGCAGUACAUCGUGGUCACCGUCUCUGAGGGUGCCAUGCGAGCCAGUGAGACGGUGUCAGAAGCCAGCCCGGGCUCUACAGCCAGCCAGACCGGCGUCCCCACUCAGGUGGUUCAGCAGGUGCAGGGCACCCAGCAGCGCUUGCUGGUGCAGACCAGUGUGCAGGCCAAGCCGGGCCACGUGUCACCCCUCCAGCUCACCAAUAUCCAGGUGGCCCAGCAGGCUCUCCCCACACAGCGUCUGGUGGUGCAGAGCACAGCGCCAGGCAGCAAGGGUGGCCAGGUGUCCCUGACGGUCCACGGUACCCAGCAGGUGCACUCGCCUCCUGAGCGGUCGCCGGUGCAAGCCAAUAGCUCCGCCAGCAAGACGGCUGGGGCCCCCACGGGCACAGUGCCCCAGCAGCUGCAGGUUCAUGGUGUCCAGCAGAGCGUCUCCGUCACCCAAGAGAGGUCUGUGGUCCAGGCCACCCCGCAGGCACCCAAAGCGGGCCCCGUGCAACAGUUGACCGUGCAGGGACUUCAGCCAGUCCACGUGGCUCAAGAGAGCUCAGACAGUCAGUUUCCCGCUAGGAAGGCAGAGCAGCGAGAGCCCCGGCCCACGCCGCAGCCAGAGCCGCCACCCCGGCCGCCCACGCCCGGGCUCGGGCCAGGCGCGCUGGUCCCGGAGCCGCCGCCACUCCCAUCGGUGUGCAGCGGCGAGGCCCGGCAGCUAGGCAGCCCCGAGCCGCAGCUGACCCAUUACGAGCCAGGCGUCGAGCAGUGGGUGGAGCUGGUGGGCGUGCUGCCCCCGCACCUGCUCCUGCCGCAGCAGAAAGUGGUCCUCGAGCCCCUGCCCGGGCUCUCAGCCCGAGCCAGCCCCGACCAGAGGGUCAGGAUCCAGAGAAUCCCCCAGGUGCUAGUGUUCAGCACGGCCGCCACGGCCCUCAAAGUGCAGCAGCUCCAGCAGGUCCCGGUGCCACAUGUGUACUCCAGCCAGGUCCAGUACGUGGAGGGCGGCGACGCCAGCUACGCGGCCAGCGCCAUGACCGUGCCCCUCAGCCACCCAGCUCUCCCCGCCCUGGCCCUCACGCCCACCCCCUCUGCCUCUCCCAGCCGCUCCAGCACCUACGCCUACCCCGAGGCCCCGCUGUACACGCAGCCGGCGGGCACCAGCUACUACGAGGCCGCAGGCACGGCCACCCAGGUCAGCUCACCGGCCACCUCCCAGGCGGUGGCCAGCAGCGGCUCCGUGCCCAUGUACGUGUCCGGCAGCCAGGUGGUGGCCAGCUCCGCCAGCAGCGGGGGUGGGGCCAGCAACGGCAGCGGAGGUGGCGGAGGCAGCGGUGGGGGAGGCGGCGGCAGCGGGGCUGGCAGCGGUGGCAGCAGCAGCGGCGGCAGCAGCAGUGGCAGCAGCAGCGGCGGCGCAGGCACCUACGUGAUCCAAGGCGGCUACAUGCUGGGCAGCGCCAGCCAGUCCUACUCCCACACCACCCGUGCCUCGCCAGCAACGGUCCAGUGGCUCCUGGACAACUAUGAGACGGCGGAGGGCGUGAGCCUGCCCCGCAGCACCCUCUACUGCCACUACCUGCUGCACUGCCAGGAGCAGAAGCUGGAGCCCGUCAACGCCGCCUCCUUCGGCAAACUCAUCCGCUCCGUCUUCAUGGGGCUGCGCACGCGUCGGCUCGGCACCAGGGGCAACUCCAAGUACCACUACUACGGCCUGCGCAUCAAGGCCAGCUCGCCCCUGCUGCGGCUGAUGGAGGACCAGCAGCACAUGGCCAUGCGGGGCCAGCCCUUCUCCCAGAAGCAGAGGCUGAAGCCCAUCCAGAAGGUGGAGGGCGUGACCAACGGGGUGGCCGUGGGGCCGCAGCAGGCCGUGGGGCUGUCCGACAUCAGCGCCCAGGUGCAGCAGUACCAGCAGUUCCUGGAUGCCUCUCGGAGUCUCCCCGACUUCACUGAGCUUGACCUCCAGGGCAAAGUCCUGCCCGAGGGCGUCGGCCCGGGGGACAUCAAGGCCUUCCAAGUCCUGUACCGGGAGCACUGUGAGGCCAUCGUGGACGUCAUGGUGAACCUGCAGUUCACGCUGGUGGAGACGCUGUGGAAGACCUUCUGGAGACACAACCUCAGCCAGCCCAGCGAGGCCCCGGCACUGGCCGUGCACGAUGAGGCUGAGAAGCGGCUGCCCAAGGCCAGCCUGGUGCUCCUCUCCAAGUUCGAGCCUGUGCUGCAGUGGACCAAGCGCUGCGACCACGCGCUGUACCAGGGCCUGGUGGAGAUCCUCAUCCCUGACGUGCUGCGGCCCAUCCCCAGUGCCUUGACCCAAGCGAUCCGGAACUUUGCCAAGAGCCUGGAGAGCUGGCUCACCCACGCCAUGGUGAACAUCCCCGAGGAGAUGCUGCGGGUGAAGGUGGCCGCGGCCGGCGCCUUCGCGCAGACGCUGAGGCGCUACACUUCGCUCAACCACCUGGCGCAGGCGGCGCGCGCCGUGCUGCAGAACACGGCGCAGAUCAACCAGAUGCUGAGCGACCUCAACCGCGUGGACUUCGCCAAUGUCCAGGAGCAGGCCUCGUGGGUGUGCCGCUGCGAGGACCGCGUGGUGCAGCGUCUGGAGCAGGACUUCAAGGUGACGCUGCAGCAGCAGAACUCGCUGGAGCAAUGGGCGGCCUGGCUGGACGGCGUCGUGAGCCAGGUUCUCAAGCCCUACCAGGGCAGCGCCGGCUUCCCCAAGGCCGCCAAGCUCUUCCUCCUCAAGUGGUCCUUCUACAGCUCCAUGGUGAUCCGGGACCUGACCCUGCGCAGCGCCGCCAGCUUCGGCUCCUUCCACCUCAUCCGGCUGCUCUACGAUGAGUACAUGUACUACCUGAUCGAGCACCGCGUGGCCCAGGCCAAGGGCGAGACCCCGAUCGCGGUCAUGGGCGAGUUCGCCAACCUGGCCACUUCGCUGAACCCUCUGGACCCGGACAAAGACGAAGAGGAGGAGGAGGAGGAGGAGAGCGAGGAUGAGCUGCCACAGGACAUCUCGCUGGCGGCUGGCGGCGAGUCGCCUGCGCUGGGCCCCGAGGCCCUGGAGCCGCCGGCCAAGCUGGCGCGGACCGACACGCGCGGCCUCUUCGUGCAGGCGCUGCCCUCCAGCUAAGCCCGCAGCCCCGCCCCGCCCGCCCCUCCGUUCCUCCACGCCAGGGUCCCUCACGGCUUCUGUGGCUUCGCUGUCACCCCUCCAGGCCCCGACCAGGGCAGGAGGGGGCCUCCGAGACAGGGAAGGAGAGGGGGCCCCGCCCCCCCAUGGGGCCGGCACAAUCACAGGGCUGGGCGGAGCCGCAGCUGCAAACUCUGACACAAAAGACGUGCCUUAAGGAACCCGCCGCGGUGCCCAGGUGCCCCACAGGGCAACCAGCUCGGCCCCUGCCUCCCACCCCGCCAACAAGGUCGCAGCAUCUCCCCCACAGGCCCGCCGCCCAGGGGGCAGGCAGGCAGGCCCCCUCUCCUACGGAACUGUUAACUUAUUCUGCUCGCUGGCUUUGCACAGCCUGUCCUGGGCCCAGCUGAGCCCCAGGCAGGCGCAGGUGGGUGGCACCUGGGGACCCCCACUGUCAGCAGCAGCCCCGGGACAACCCCCCACCCCCAGCAACCCCACUGCUUCCCCUUUCUUGGUAUAAGUGCAAUUAAAGUUGUGGGUGUUGCA
Molecule: messenger RNA, 3975 nt
Organism: Ictidomys tridecemlineatus (thirteen-lined ground squirrel)
Lineage: Eukaryota; Metazoa; Chordata; Mammalia; Rodentia; Sciuridae
Gene: Rfx1
Product: regulatory factor X1
Biological process (GO): regulation of transcription by RNA polymerase II
Cellular component (GO): nucleus
Molecular function (GO): DNA-binding transcription factor activity, RNA polymerase II-specific; RNA polymerase II cis-regulatory region sequence-specific DNA binding
Source: RefSeq, a predicted model, not a curated record